AUGAAGCCUCCACCCAUCCUGCUCUUCCUUUGCCUCCUAGUAGGACCAGACCAGGGACUGGGGCCCUUCAGGCAGGGCAGGUGGCUGGGACCUGUGGCAGGUUCAGCUGUCUUCAGUUUUCCCUCCCUAGCGGUGCCCCUGGCCAGUGGGAACCUACUACAGUUUGGGUUCAUGAUUGAGAGGCUGACGGGGAAGUCGGCACUGGACUACAAUGACUACGGCUGCUACUGUGGCAUCGGUGGUUCCAAAUGGCCUGUGGAUGAGACAGAUUGGUGCUGCCAUGCCCAUGACUGCUGCUAUGGACGGAUGACUAAGCUAGGCUGUGAUCCCAAAAUGGAAAAGUACAACUUCUCUAUUACAGAGAACAGCAUCAUCUGCGGGGGCAGAACUUCCUGCCAAAAGCUAACUUGUGAAUGUGACAAGAAUGCCACACUGUGCUUCCGAGACAAUCUCAGCACCUACAACCACAAGUAUGCCCACUACCCCAACAAGCUGUGCACGGGCCCCACUCCACCAUGCUGAAACCCUGGGCAGAAAGUCACCUUCUCCUUCCCAACCACCACUGUCUUCCCACAAAAUCUUCUUCCUGUCUUUCCAGACAUUCAAGGGACUUGUGACCAGAAUUUUCUCUCAAACACUUAAUAAAUGUUUAUUUGGCUA
This is a messenger RNA of Antechinus flavipes (yellow-footed antechinus), 660 nucleotides long. RefSeq names its product group IIE secretory phospholipase A2-like. NCBI's taxonomy places the organism in Eukaryota, Metazoa, Chordata, Mammalia, Dasyuromorphia, Dasyuridae. Bases 1 to 522 code for a protein of 173 amino acids. The record is from RefSeq and is a predicted model, not a curated record. Gene Ontology annotation, biological process: arachidonate secretion; phospholipid metabolic process; lipid catabolic process. Gene Ontology annotation, molecular function: phospholipid binding; calcium ion binding. The transcript is spliced from 4 exons.